Messenger RNA from Racocetra fulgida, 327 nucleotides. Lineage: Eukaryota; Fungi; Glomeromycota; Glomeromycetes; Diversisporales; Gigasporaceae. The record is from the annotation of a GenBank genome assembly.
CUUCUCUUAUAAUUAUACCACCAAAUGAUGCUGAAAUUAUUCAUCAAAAAAUUCCAGGAGCGACUAAGCUUCAAGGUAAAUUUGUUGUACCCUGUAAUACAACUACUGAUAUAGCAUUUACUUUAGGUGGCGUUAAUCAUAAUAUUGAUCCAAGGGAUCUAGCCUUUCGACCUACCGAUCAAAAUGGACUCUGUUCUUCUGGAAUUGCUGCUGAAAAUAUUGCUGGGAAUUUGACUUGGAUUGUUGGUGAUGUAUUUUUAAAGAAUGUUUAUUCUGUCUAUAACAUAAAAGAUCUUACUGUUGGAUUUGCUAAAAGCAAAAACUUUA